GAAUAAAAAUGAAAGUCCAUAUAGAGAAUCCAUAAGGCAAAUUUCUUGGAUUAAUAAGACAAUGUUGUUUUGCUUACAUUGUCAUCCAAAUAAUCAAUCUGAUGACAUUACUCAAAUAAUAUUAGAAUUUGAUAAUAAUGGACAAAUUCAGAAAAAAAUAUUUGAGAACACUAUUCAUUUUACAAAUUUUUUGCGAAGGUUGUAUUACAAUCCAACCUAUGACAUAAUUCUUUGUGAGACUAAUGAGGGUUCAAUUCACAAAGUUAUUAUUGAUCACAAUGAUCCAAAUCAUGCUGAACAUUUUCUUGUUUCAGAAACACCUAUUGUUUCUCUUCCUGAAGUUUGUAACUGGAUUGGCACUGUACAACUCGAGUCAGAAAAAAACAAAGGGGUCUUCGUGAUAGGAUUGAGCGAGCAUAAUAAGUUAUAUGUUAAUGAAAAUUUGAUUGCUGCAGACUGCACUUCAUUUAUCAUUCAUAAUGACUUUAUUAUUUUUACCACAUUGAGUCACGUCGUGAGAUUUUUACCUCUUCAUGCUAAUUUACUAGAUCUAAAAGUUCUUGAUAGUGUGAUUCAACCCUAUGAUGAGACUGUAAGAAGGGUUGAAAGAGGAUCAAAAAUUGUAUGUGCUGCGUAUUAUGAUGUAUUCUUGGUGUUGCAGAUGCCAAGGGGAAACUUGGAGACAAUAUAUCCACGCGCUUUGGUUUUAGCAUCAGUCCGAGAUUUCUUGAAUAAGUGUGAUUAUUCAUCGGCCUAUAAAGCAUGUCGGAAACAUCGAAUUGAUCUAAAUAUACUACAUGAUCAUAGUCCUGAUUUAUUUUUGAAAAAUGUACAAUCAUUUGUCACUCAAAUCAAAAAAGUUGACUAUUUGAAUUUGUUUUUGUCAAGUUUAAGGAAUGAGGAUGUAACUGUAACAAUGUAUCCUCAAAUUGGAGAUAGUUCUAAAUCUUCUUCAAAUUCACAUGACGUGUCCACAAAAGUUAACACUGUGUGUGAUGCUGUACGUGCAGUAUUAGAAUCUAUGGACACAAAAAUAUAUCUUCAAUCGAUAAUAACAUCGUAUGUUAGAAAAACACCACCUGAUUUGGAGUCCGCAUUGAAUUUACUAGCAAAAUUAAAAGGCUUGUGA
Messenger RNA from Racocetra persica, 1129 nucleotides. The record is from the annotation of a GenBank genome assembly. NCBI's taxonomy places the organism in Eukaryota, Fungi, Glomeromycota, Glomeromycetes, Diversisporales, Gigasporaceae.